UUAACACCUCUGAUUAUCUCCCACACUUAACCAAACUCGAUUCAUUUAGCCUUUAAAUCUAACCUUUUGAAUCAUAUAAAUUUGUUGACUUUCUUUCCAUAUUUUCUUUCAUUCCAAAACCCAAAAUCACAGAGAUCGGAUUUUUGGUGUUAAGAAAAAUUCAAAUGGUUGUUUGCCAAGCUUCAAAGAUCCAUCUCCCAACUCCCUUUGCCUCACCUUCUUCUUCUAAAACUCCAACGUCUCUCCUCUUUGAACCCCAUUCUUUUUCCCUCGCCCUUUCCCACUCUGAUUCUUCUCUUUCCCUAUUUCCUUCCAUUUCCUUCCCUUUCUCUUCCACCCAAAAGUCCCUUUCUAUUCCUCCUCCUUCCUCUUCCUCCACUUUCCUUCUCCUCAAAACCCAAAAGUCUCCUAACCCCAGGGUCCUUUUCGUCGUUGCUGGCCCUUAUAAAGGUGGUUCCAAGGUUCUCCUUAGAUUUUUUCUUUAUAGGAAUGAUGGAAGCAAGGCUUUUGAGAAGGCUAAAGUUGUUGUUUCCAAGCAAAAGGGUAUUGAGUUUGAUGAUAAAGUUGGGGUUUUGAUUGAUGUCAGUCAUGGUUUGAAACUUAUAAUUUCUGGGUCUGUUAAUUUUUUUGCACUGUAUUCGGUUUCAAGCUCCAAAGUUUUAAUCUUUGGGGUUAACUUGGUGGUUGAUACUGAUGAAAGUGAUGAUGGGAUCGCUUUUAAGCUCAUGAAAUUUGCUGUGAUUGAUUGUUUGAAGCCUGUUUUCUCGAUCAGUAUUUCGUUUGAAUGGUUGGUUUUAGGGGAGGAAAAUGGGGUUAAAGUUUGGAGUUUAAGAGAAUUGGUGAAAGGGAAAAAGGUAAAGAAAGUUAAGAAUUAUGGUCUUUCAAAUGGUGUAAUUGGAGAUAACAAUGGUGUUUCCAAUGGUGGAUCAAGUACUUCGGAGAUUGUUUCUAAUGGUCAUUUGGAUGGGAAGAUUGAAAAGCCAUCCGUUUCAGUGAAGCCAAGGUCUGGUAAACACAGACAAGAAUCUGCUGAACCAGGUGCAUGCUUUGUGCCAUUUGAGCCAAAGGAGGUUAAGGGCUUGACAUCUGCGAAAGCAUCCUCUAUGUCCUUGAAGGCAAUUUCAAUUCAACCAUUGUCCUCAAAGAGGUUCUUGAUCUUGGAUACUGUUGGAGAUUUGUUUGUCUUGCAUGUAACAGACAAAACUGUUGGAUCAGAUGUCACCUGCUACAUGAGGCAAUUGCCACAUGUUAUGAAAGUGCAAAUGAUGGCUGUUUUUCCCGAUAUUUCUUCGAGAAGACAAACUGUUUGGAUAUCGGAUGGGCAUCAUUCCAUGCAUGUGGUGGACAUUAGCUCUGCUGUUAACGAAACUGAUAAAAGAGAGAUUGUUCAAGCAAUUUUUACUAGCGAAAAGAUCCAAGAUAUGAUACCUACGGCUGCAAACAGUAUUUUGAUCCUUGGACAAGUUUCUGGAGUUCUUGACUUCACCUACUUAUAUUGAACAGGAAGCUUGUAUGCAUAUGCUAUUUCCUGAAGAGGUUCGGCAACCAUAUCUUUUCGUGUGGUAUCCGUGUUCCAGGUUGUAUUUCGGUGAUUAUAUACCCUCAAUUUAUUCCUGGACCUGUUUUUUAGUGAGUACGAAUGGACUCUUGUGCAAACUGCUAAUACAUUGAUUCUCAGAUUGUCAUUCCCUAAAUUUCAGUUGGCUAUCUUGCAUCUGGAGUACAGAGGAGUCUAAAGUCAAGAUCUGCAGUUGUCAUCUGUCUAAUGGUGCAUAAGGCUUCGAGGACAUGGACCUCUUGAAGAUAAUCACAGGACAAGUCAGAUGCUGCCGAUAGGGAUACGGGUCCUGAGAGAUAUUUGAUCUUUUUCAACUAUUCGUAGCCAACAUCUACCUCUGGCUCCAGUUAUGUUAGCCACAAAAUCAAUUUGCAACUGAAGCUUUGGUCGCCACAUUACUCCGUUUCAUCUUCGACAGCAAGCAAUUAAUUACAUCUUGUGUUGUUUACUGGAUGACUGAGGUGAUAAAGAUGGAAGCUAGUGUGUAUGAUCUUUUAUGAAACUCCAUUGUUGUAAAGCUUUUCUAAGGUUAGUCACUAUGUCAACUUCUGAGAAAUAAAAUCUGAAGGGGGUGACUUGACAAUUCAUGUAUUUUUAUCUUGUUCAUGUGUUAUUUCGAGUCAUAAUUGUGUUUGAUUUGUUCUAUAUUUAUUUAACUUUUGGCAUAGCUUUUGGCGUGUUCCUAUAUUUCGCCUUUCAGUUUCUUGUUUUGUCAUGUGCGGCGGACAUAUUAUGGUGUCUAACUUUGGAAACAUUUGCUCAUGUUACAAUUUCAAGUAUAGCUAAGAAUGAACCUAUUUAGCUUUGUUUU
This is a messenger RNA of Gossypium raimondii (Peruvian cotton), 2369 nucleotides long. RefSeq lists its product as uncharacterized. The transcript is spliced from 7 exons. Bases 165 to 1499 code for a protein of 444 amino acids. NCBI's taxonomy places the organism in Eukaryota, Viridiplantae, Streptophyta, Magnoliopsida, Malvales, Malvaceae. The record is from RefSeq and is a predicted model, not a curated record.